AUGGCAUACAAUCCUUAUGGAGCCCCGCCUUAUGGCGCUCCUCCCAGCUAUGCUGCCUUCCCGGGCGCUACUCAUGCUCCUGGAAUGGCACCACCUCCCGGUCUAGGGCCCCCUCCAGGCAUGUCCUCUGCCCCUGGAAUGGCACCACCCCCGGGUGUCCAGCAGUCUAGUCUCUCUGCUCAAGCUAAUCGACCAAGCGGCCUGCCUGCAUCCUUUCAACCACCGCCCAAUCUUCCCAACAUCAACUUCAACGCUCCGGUGAUUCGCCUCGGCCCCACCGUCCCGCCUCUCAAGCCUGGCGCCUCUCUGACCGAUCGAAGAGAUUCUCAUACCCCCACAUCAGCCAGACUUGGUCUUGGUUCAGACAGGCACGACCAGUCCCGGGCGCAGAUGAGAGAGAAUAUACAGUCACUAGUACCACCCACCCCCGAGGAGCGACUGCGAACAAUAUUCGUGCACAAGAUUCCGAGUGGCGUGGGCGGCGAAGAGGGAAUUCAAAAGCUGUUGAACGCAGUUGGCAGGGUGCAAAGAUGGGGCUCGGCUCAGUCCCAUCUGUCAGAGCACAAGGGGGACUUGUUUGGUUUUGCUCAGUACGAAGACCCUGAAUCACUUGCCCUCGCAGUCGAGUUACUCAAAGACGUCGAGGUACCCGUGAAGAAACAAGCGCCGAUCGAGAACCCUCCCGCCGACGAAGACGACAAAUUCGAGGACAUUGAGAAAGUCAAGUUGCAGGUUGUGGUAGACUCCAGUACCGAAAGGUACAUUGAGUCUUGGAAGGAAGCACUCCCUGAUGACUCCAACUACGACGCGAGGUUGUACGAGGCUCGGCAAUCUCUCAAACAUUUCAUUCGGAACCUGUUCUACCCCAGAGCUGGCGGUGACAGGGAUGCUGAAGGAGAUACCGCCAUGGGCAAUGGCAUGAAUGGGAUUGGCGACAAUAUUGAAGUGAUCAAUAUCCCUAUUGCGCCCGAGGAUGACCUCGCCGAUAUUCCUGCUGAAAUGCGAGCUACAGUUGCCGCCGAAAUCGCUGCCUUCCGAGAUCGGAGCAAUCGUCGCGAUCUGGAACGGCUUCGAAGAGAAGAAGAGUUUGAGGAGCAAGAGAGGCAACGUAAUGGCGCGCCGAGGAAAUCUCGACUUGACUCUCCUCCGCCAGGUGCCAACUCCAACAGCAUUCCUCUUGGCCCACGUGGUGUACCCAAUGCGCCGUCAGGUCCUAGAGGGCAAAACCGGGGCAUUGACUUUGUGAACGGAGGCACCACUAAUGGUCACGGGCCGCAAUUUCGAGAUGACGACGAUACAGAUGCCGACGACGAAGAGCUCUACGAGCGCGAGCUUUCCAAGCAGCGCGCAGAGGAGGAUAAAGCUUACUUGGAGGCGGAGCGGAAGUGGGUUAAUCGUGAGCGACAACGCGCCGCUGCCUUGGAGAGAGAACGUGAGCGUGAGAGGGUUGAGACAGAAGGUUUUGCUAGGAGGAAAGAGGAUCAGUUGGAUAAGGAAAAAAACUGGGAUGACGAGAGGGAAGCAUCGCGCAAGGUCCACCUCUACUACCGCGAUCACAGUCAAUGGAUCCGAGAUCGGACCGCGUUCCACAAUCAGGAGGCGGCACGCGACGAGAUGGACCGAAGACAGGAACAGGAAGAGCUGCGCAAGGCUGAGGCCGAUAUGGAGCAUGCCAGGGAUAUGGCUGACUCCUUCCUCGAGCGCCAAGCUGAGGCGAUGACUGCCCAUCGCCCUGCUGCCCCUGCGGCCGCCCCUGCAGCACCGCAGAAAGUUACCAUUUCUUUCGGUGCUGCUGCUCAAAAGGUUGCCCAGCGCGCUGCCACUACACGGCGCACUGUUGCCGAGGUGGAGGGCUUGUUGGACGAUGACGAGCAAGACAAGACUACGAAGCGCACCCUUAUACCCAUCAAGUUUGAGCCCAUCACCGACACCAAGGCCAUGACAGAGGAGGACAUUGCGAAUGCUGUCCGCGCGCUCGCUCAAGAAAUUCCCGUCGACAAGGAAGGCUUGUGGGCCUGGGAUGUCAAGUGGGACUACUUGGAGGAAGGCAUCAUCCGUGAUAAGCUGAGGCCUUUUGUUGAGAAGAAGGUUGUUGAGUUUCUGGGUGUGCAAGAGCAGUUCCUGGUGGACGUGGUGGAGGAGCACUUGCGCAAACAUCAGAAGCCAGCCGAGCUGGUUGAGACCCUCGGCGAGGCUCUGGAUGAAGACGCGGAAGAUCUUGUGAAGAAGCUUUGGCGCAUGGUUAUCUUCUUUACAGAGAGCGAGAAGCGCGGGUUGCCUGCCUGA
Podospora anserina S mat+ is the source of this 2286-nucleotide messenger RNA. RefSeq lists its product as uncharacterized. Bases 1 to 2286 code for a protein of 761 amino acids. The transcript has 3 exons. Gene Ontology annotation, cellular component: spliceosomal complex. NCBI's taxonomy places the organism in Eukaryota, Fungi, Ascomycota, Sordariomycetes, Sordariales, Podosporaceae. Gene Ontology annotation, molecular function: mRNA binding. Gene Ontology annotation, biological process: mRNA processing. The record is from RefSeq and is a predicted model, not a curated record.